Monascus purpureus is the source of this 2135-nucleotide messenger RNA. The record is from the annotation of a GenBank genome assembly. NCBI's taxonomy places the organism in Eukaryota, Fungi, Ascomycota, Eurotiomycetes, Eurotiales, Aspergillaceae.
AGGACACACAGGCGUAAAUUACAGUAUGGCUGUGUAUCUGACACGAACUGUACCAUACCAGCACCCCCAAGUGACCCACUUCUCAGGGUCUAGACCGCGCUAGCCCGAAACAGCAGCCUCCUGUAGCCUUUUCACUCUUCCUGCUCUUCCUCAACUCAUCUUCACUUCUCUCUCUUCUCUCUCUUCUUCCCUUCUUCCUUCCUCUUCACUUUUACCUGCAUUCACUCACCUUCACACCGGUCCUCCUCCUUUUCCUCUAUCCAGAUGCUGGCUUGAUCAUGCAUCCUGCCUUCGCCCCCCCUUCCCUCCGCAGAGGUGUCUCUCCAUCCGCAUCUCGUCUGCACCUGCUCUUGCCUCCCACCCCUCCGGAUGACGACUCGCACUUUGUCUGGAAUCCCUCGAAUCAAGCUCUUCUCUGCCAGAAAAGAAUGAACUCCUGUGCUUCCGACCGCUCCUCCACCGGCACCUCCUCCGUCAGCGGAAGUCCUGUUGGUCCGGCGGACAACCGCUGGAGUGUCCGUCCUCCUGUCGAGCCAUGGCUGGAGAAGUGUAUUGAGGCCGCCGGUGAGUUCCACUGCUGCCUUCUUUUGUGGUAUAUCUCUCUGACCCGCCCUAGUUUCGUCGCUUCCCACGGCUCCGGCUCGUCUCGACGCCGUCAAGAUGGUCACUCAGAUGCUCCCGUAUCCCCGGGAUUCUGAUUCAACCACCAAGCUGCCCUUUGGGAACAGCAUUUUCUGUCUGCUAGUCCAGGCCAUGCAGGAUCAUACGGUCGGAAAGCUGUCCUAUAUCAACAUCACGCACGCCGUGCCUGACCACUUUACCCUUUCCAAUCUCCCGGCCUCGCCAUCAAACAGCCCACGACCCCAACUCGCCGGCGGUGAUGGCUAUUUCGCCUCUCCUCAGGUCUUCUCCAAUGCGGCCGUCGUCUCCUCCUACCACGAUUUCCGUGGUCCCAUCAGCAAUGCUCGUACCCCGCACGCCCCAUCGCCCAUCGUCCCGCCUCAGAGUGUCCAGACAGCCGUCUUGGAGCGCUACAUCCCUCCCUCAUCCCUCGAUGAACAUCGCGACUUUUUCACUGCCGGCCGUCCCUCGCACCUGAUCGACCGCCUGUUCGAGCUGUCCCCCGAUGGCGGCUCUCUGCUCCUGGUCUACCCGACUAGAAAUGGUGUCAGCACCUUCCAGGAUCAGUACUUAGCCCCCGUCAUCGAUCCCCUGAUCCGCCAGCUCGUCGUUGUCAACGGUAUGUCUGCUGAUCUCGGCCAGCUGCUGGGUAGCUACUCCUUUGCCAUGGGCAUGGACGAUAUGUAUGGUUUGCAGGUCAACCUACAGGAGUUGUGCCACGCCCUGAGCACCCCGGAGUCGCGGUUCACUCUCGCCGCUGCCGAGUCGGGCAACAUUUCCCUCGACCGCAACCUGUGGGGUGAAUGGUACAUUCACCAGGAGAAGAAGCGCUUCAAGGACGUGCUCAGCCUCAAUCCCAAUGACGGUCGACGCUCCCCGGCUGGCAACACCCGUCGUAUGUUCGGCACGGAGCCAGGCAUGACUUCGUCCAUGAUCCUGACCUCGAUCCUCGAGGGUCUGCGGAAGCGGCCUUAUUCGACCAACUACCGCCCUCCAGGCCCGAUCGAAGUGGGUGUCUUCGUGAUCCGGCGUUCGAAAUAAUAUGCACAAAUGCAACUUGCAUAGUCCCAUAGUCGCAUCACAUUUGACAUGAGCAUCGGGAUGGCAACCAUCGAGUUGCUUGGCAUAUUCCUCAAACCUAUCCUUCUCCCUCUGUUAUUAUUUCUUUUGUUUUUGUCUUGUUUUGUUUUCUUUUUUGUGAUAAACCUCUGUUUCUGGGUCUCUCGGGACAAAAACUCAUAUCGGAAAUGAACGGAAAAUCGGCGGUCCGGGGGGGCGGGCGUCGAUGGCGUUGGCCUUGCGGUUCUCUUGUUUCGCUUUAGCAGGCGUUUUGGCAGGUUGAUUCGGCACUCUCGGGGGUAUACUUGGUUUUUGCUUGUUUGGAUAGGGAUACCCUGGAUAUCCUCUGUAGUGUAAUAUUUUUAUGGUGAAUGAUGGUCAUGUCUCCAUAGUGUACGAAAACAAUCAAAUAUGGCUCUGGAAGCGAUUGAUACUCGGACAAUGAUAUUCAGCUG